UGGUGGAGCCUUGAGCCUUGUCAUGGCCACUUCUGAGGUUGUGAGUCUACCCCAUCCGCCUUUCCCAGAGCAACUGAGUAGCUGGGGUGAAAAAAGCGGGCAUCAGAGGUGAAAAAAGCGGGCAUCAGGCGUUCAGGGGUCAGCUAGAAUCAGAGCUUACAAGUCACUUUUGUUGUUAUUGUUGUUUUUCGAGACAGGGUUUCUCUGUGUAAUCCUGGCUGUCCUGGGAGUCACUCUCUAGACCCAGCUGGCCUUGAACUCAAGAGAUCUGCCUGUCUCUGCCUCCUGAGUGCUGGGAUCAAAGGCGGGUAUGCCACCACUAUCUGGCUACAGCUCACUCUUAUUUCUUUCUCUGGUCAGAUGAACAAAGUUGAGGGUGGAGGGCAUAAGGAGGAGGUGGUGGUGAAAGAAAAGGAGGUAGUGAAAGAAAAGCCAUCAGAAGCAACUGCGGAGGGAGUCCAAGCAGGAGAAGCCAAAGACCUUCCUGGCUCCCUUAAGACUCAGAGGAGGAAGGCCCACAGAGAACAUCCACCAGAGGUCCUGAGCAAGCUACACCCCUUGCAGUACAGGUGGGUUCUGUGGUUCUUCAAGAAUGACCGAAGCCGGGCCUGGCAGGACAACCUGCAGCUAGUCACCAAGUUUAACACUGUGGAGGACUUCUGGGCGGUGUACAGCCAUAUCAAGCUGGCCAGCAAGCUCUCUUCCGGCUGUGACUAUGCCCUGUUCAAGGAAGGCAUCCUGCCCAUGUGGGAAGACAACAGAAACAAGCAGGGUGGCCGCUGGCUGCUCAGCAUUGACAAACAACUGCGCCACUUCGAACUGGACCGUCUGUGGCUGGAGACGUUGCUGUGUCUGGUUGGGAAUUGUUUUGAGGAAUACAGCAGGGAAGUGUGCGGUGCUGUCGUGAACAUCCGCACGAAGAGGGACAAGAUUGCCCUGUGGACGAGUGAAGCAGAGGACAAAGCCGGAGUGAUGCAGAUCGGGCAAAUAUACAAAGAGCGCCUGGGCAUCUCUACGAAGACCAUCAUUGGGUACCAGGCCCAUGCAGACACUGCUGCCAAGAGCAACAACUUAGCAAACAAGUUUGUGGUGUGAGACCGGUUUCAGCCACUACUCAGUGGGCACCCUCAUCUUGCUGCUUGAUGGACAAGGAAGACUAUACUGCACUGUGGAUUCUGGGGCAGGGCUUGGGGGAGGCAGACAGCCUGGUUCUUUACCUCUCUUGGAACAUGUAUAAGCACCACUCCUUAGAUAAGGUUUUACCUGUUGCCCAGGUUGGCCUCGUAUUUGUGGGCUUAAGCCACUCUCCUGCUUCAGCCUACAGACCUGGGACUGCCACAGCUCAUCACUGUGCCUGCAUCCAUAAUAACUUCUUCAGCAUGUUUUGGGCUCAGGCCUCAUGGCAGCUGGCCAAUGCUUAUAAACUACUCUCAAUCGCUAGCCCUGUACGUGGCCAUUUGCCAAGGGCAGGGUAAAGCAAAGUCCUGGCACAACCCUGCCAAACAAGGACAGGAGACUCCUGAGGCAGGCUCUUCUGUCUUGGGAGGAUGGUUCCAGGCCACUGAUAUUAAGGGUUAGGAGUUCAGUUCUCUGUGAGCUUAAAGGCUGAUUAUGGGGUUACCCUCAUCAGAUCUGUAGCUUGGGUACCCAUCCUAACACCUGUUCCUUCCCUGGACCAGUUGUGAUUGGGUUCUCCCUCCCUCCCUCUUUCCCUCCCUCCCUCUUUCCCUCCCUCCCUCUUUCCUUCCUUCUCUCCCUCCCUCUCUCCCUCCCUCUCUCCCUCCCUCCCUCCCUGUCUCCCUGCCUCCCUCCCUCCCUCCCUCCCUCUCUCCCUCCCUCCCUCUCUCCCUCCCUCCCUCUCUCCCUCCCUCCCUCUCUCCUCCCCCCCCCCUUCAAGUAUGGACUAGGUUAGAGAGGAAUUUGUGUAAAGACAGGUAGGACUGGGAACUGGGAAUGCCCUGCACAGCCUUCCCAUCUGAAGACAGUCCUAUGGAUUCUGUGUGUCUCCUCCUGCUGAAAUGAUGGAUGGAUAAACCUUCAUGAGUGAAGAGAUUACAGUGGUAGUUAGGCUUCACCGUGGUCUUGUUAGGAGGGAUUCACUUGAUGCUGAUGAUGCUUAAGGCCCUUUCUGUAUCUAAAUAAACACUUCUGGAACAAA
Molecule: messenger RNA, 2158 nt
Organism: Mus musculus (house mouse)
Lineage: Eukaryota; Metazoa; Chordata; Mammalia; Rodentia; Muridae
Gene: Eif4e1b
Product: eukaryotic translation initiation factor 4E family member 1B
Exons: 6
Coding region: 361-1095 (244 amino acids)
Biological process (GO): translational initiation
Cellular component (GO): cytoplasm
Molecular function (GO): translation initiation factor activity; RNA binding
Source: RefSeq, a predicted model, not a curated record